AUGCAUAUUUUUUCUAAAUUGGCGGCCACCGCCACUCUUUUCGCUCCUACCGCUUUUGCUGCGUUUGGUAUCACCACCUCUUCUGGCAGCUAUGUCAUCGAUGCUGGCUCCAGCAACCCCUUCAAAGUCACGGUGUCGAGCUCUAGCUGUGACAUCACUUCGAUUCUUUACCGCAGUGAAGAGUUCCAGUACAAGUCCAAGGGCUCGCACAUCUCCAGUGGACUUGGCUCCGCCACGGUUACGCAAGAAGUUGUCGACAGCAAAUAUGCCAAGAUCACUUGCGUGACCGAUACUCUCACUCACUACAUUGUCGUCAAGUCUGGCGAGUCCAAUGUCUACAUGGGCACCUACACGACGGCCGAGCCUUCGAUCGGAGAACUGCGCUUCAUCGCCCGUCUCGACCCCAGCAAGCUCCCUCUGGAGUACCCCUACGGCGAGGUGUCGACCACGGGAGGAGGCUCCUCCGUCGAAGGCUCCGACGUCUUCCUUGUAGAUGGACAGACGCGCAGCAAGUUCUACUCUGGUCAGCGCUACAUUGACGACAAGGUGCAAUGUGUUUACCGGGACGACGAUGCGAUCCACGCCUGCAUGGUUAUGUCCCCGCUUUCUUACGAGGGUUCCAGCGGUGGACCCUUCUUCAAGGAUAUCAACACCAACAACGCCGGUGACUCUACGAACCUGUACUUCUACAUGAACUCCAACCACGUCCAGACCGAGAGCUACCGCCAGGGCUUCCACGGUCCUUACGUCCUGGCUUUCAGCCGUUCUGGUGUCCCAUCCAGCUUCGACACCUCCUUCUUCGCCGACCUGGGUAUCACUGGAUACGUCGCCACCGCUGACAGGGGUUAUGUCUCGGGCAAGGCCACUGGUGUCUCUGACCACCAGAUUGUUCUCCACUGGUACAACGACGACGCUCAGUACUGGGUCUACGCCAGCUCCAAUGGGCAAUUCACCUCUCCCGCCAUGAAGCCUGGUACUUACACCCAGGUGCUGUACCAGGACGAGCUCAAGGUUGCCACUGGCACCGCCACCGUUAAGGCCGGCUCUACCGCGACUAGCAACAUCGAGUCUACUUGGAAAACGCCGGAUGCGAUCUUCACAAUCGGUGACUGGGACGGCCAACCCUAUGGCUUCAGGAACGCCGACAAGUUCGAGCGCAUGCACCCUUCGGACAGCCGCAUGGACAGCUGGGGCCCUCUUACCUACACUGUCGGUUCUAGCGAGCUCACUGAUGUGCCCAUGGCUCUGUGGAAGAGCGUCAACACACCUCUCACCAUCAAGUUCACGGCUAGCUCUUCGCAAACCGGUGCCGCUACCCUGCGCGUCGGCACAACGCUCUCCUUCGCCGGUGCAAGACCGCAGGUCACCGUCAACAGCUACACUGCUGACGCACCCUCGGCCCCGGUGAAGAUCGACUCCCGUGGCGUUACUAGGGGUGGCUACAGGGGUAAUGGCGAGAUCUAUGAGGUCGACAUCCCCGCGGGCACGAUCACGGAGGGCGACAAUGAAAUCACCAUCGAUGUCAUCUCCGGCAGCUCGGGUGACACCUACCUCCAGCCCAACAUCGUCCUUGAUGCCAUUGAUCUGGCUCUCAACUAA
This is a messenger RNA of Aplosporella prunicola CBS 121167, 1599 nucleotides long. RefSeq names its product polysaccharide lyase family 4 protein. The transcript is spliced from 2 exons. Gene Ontology annotation, biological process: pectin catabolic process. The coding region runs from base 1 to 1599 and encodes 532 amino acids. The record is from RefSeq and is a predicted model, not a curated record. Lineage: Eukaryota; Fungi; Ascomycota; Dothideomycetes; Botryosphaeriales; Aplosporellaceae. Gene Ontology annotation, molecular function: carbohydrate binding; carbon-oxygen lyase activity, acting on polysaccharides.